Messenger RNA from Linum trigynum, 2169 nucleotides. The record is from the annotation of a GenBank genome assembly. NCBI's taxonomy places the organism in Eukaryota, Viridiplantae, Streptophyta, Magnoliopsida, Malpighiales, Linaceae.
GCCACGUCACUCCCCCGUCAAAGCGCUAACACUGUCAACGCGGGUUACGCCGUUAGAUUGGAUGCUUUCCUUAACUCUCUCUCGCUCUCUCUUAUAAUCAUCCAUUCUUCUUCCACCACUCAAUUUUUCUCUCUCCCCCGUUGAAUUCCCCUUUUUUUCCUCUCUUCCAACAAAGGCGGCCUUCGCCGUAGUCACUUUCUUCUUCUUCUUCCAGAUCUGAACGCCGGGAAAUUUCAUAAUCAUAGAUAGAGAGAUUCUCAUGUCGUCGCCCAGGCCAUCCUACUGGUGCUACCGCUGCAAUCGAUUCGUCCGUGUGUGGAGCCAGGCGCAGGAAGACGACGAUCCAGUCUCGUGUCCGAAUUGCGAGAGCGGGUUUGUGGAGGAGAUCGAGAAUCCUCCGCAGAUGACUCCGAUGGAGACGCGCCCCCACCGGCGGAGUUUCCCCGCGGCUAUGUUCAUGCCGGAGCCGAGACGAGCCGGCGGGGGCCGAGGAGGUGGAGGUAGGCGGAACGGCGGAGGUGGCGACAGAUCGCCGAUUAAUCCGGUCAUCGUGCUCCGCGGCGGAGCCGACAGUGGGAGCCAGAGUGGGAAUAGCUUCACCAGUACCGGGAACGGGAGCGGCGAGGGAGGAGGCCGUGGAUUCGAGUUGUAUUACGACGACGGAGCCGGUUCUGGAUUGAGGCCGCUGCCGCCGAGCAUGUCGGAGUUUCUGCUCGGAUCUGGAUUCGAGCGGCUGUUGGAUCAGCUCUCGCAGAUCGAAUUGAACGGUAUGAGUCGGUACGACCACCCCCCGGCGUCGAAGGCGGCGAUUGAAUCGAUGCCGACGGUAAUCAUCAGCGAGAAGCACACAUCCACGGAGUCUCACUGCGCGGUGUGUAUGGACGCUUUCGAGAUCGAAUCGGAGGCCAGGGAAAUGCCCUGUAAGCAUCUGUACCAUUCCGAUUGCAUCCUCCCCUGGCUCUCUCUCCGCAACUCGUGCCCGGUCUGCCGCCACGAGUUGCCGGCAGCGGACGAGGACCGAUCCGUCGGCGAGCAGGGCGCGGCGGAGACCGUCGAGGAGGAAGCGGUCGGGCUGACCAUCUGGAGGUUACCAGGCGGCGGGUACGCGGUGGGGCGGUUCACUGGAGCCAUGAGGGGAGAAAGGGAUCUCCCCGUGGUCUACACAGAGAUGGACGGGGGAUUUAACAACACCAACACCAUCGGUGGCUUGCCUCGGCGGAUCUCGUGGGGAUCGAGAGGAAGCCGUACCCGGAGGGACAACAGCGGUGCCGGCAGCGGCAGCAGCCGCGGCGGCGUGUUGGGCCUUGGCCGGGUUUUCCGGCACUGGUUUGCUUGUUUCGGCAUGGCGGAAAGCGCAGAUUCGAGAUCUAGACGGAUGGCCGGUCGGUCGCCGUCUUUCAUCGUUACGACUUCGUCGGCGAGGAGGAAUCGGUGACCGGUGGUCAAACCGUGAGGCAGGAUCGGUAUAAAGGCGGCGAAGCCGCGCGAAAUCGGCCGGCAGUCAUCUGUAUGUAUAUAUUUUCUACGGGUCUAUUAAACAUGGAAAUCGAUUUAUAAUGGAGUCGACGGCGAUACUGAAACAUCUGGUCCGGUCGGUGGCUGCUGCCGGAAAAGAAGGGAUUGGAAUGCAGGGAAUGAAUCAUGGAUAUUAUUUUGGAACAUUAAUUACAGAAAUUAUUUCCUUUGCUUAAUUUUUGAGGGGAUGAACGAACCAAUUUAAUUUUGUCUUGACUCUUGAGUAAUUAAUUUGUAAUUUUGUAGCCUAAUUUAAUGUCUGCCGGUUUAAUUGCGGAUUGUGGAGCAUUUUGCUGUUAGUUCAUAAGAUUGAAUUGGAUUGGAUACAGUUAUUGUAUGGUGGGCCGGUCCAGGGAUUUGUUUGUUUGCACAUUGGUAGGUUAUGGGCCAUGGGCCCAUGAAAGGGUCAAACCGGCAGAACCUGCGGCGGCCCAGUUGGGGAAAAGGAUUUGCAUUUGGCAGCUUCGCGGUUGCUGGCGCUGGCUGGCAUGUGGGGUUAGGUUAGGACAGGUUCCGGAUCUUAAUUAAUAGAUGGUAUAUAUUUGUACGAUUAACCAUAUAAUCUUGUAGGGAAUCCCAAUUAUUCGCAUUUUUAUGUCAACGAUUAGUUGGUUUCUUAAUUAAUUAAUUAAUUAAGAAAUUUUGGGUCUUAUU